Molecule: messenger RNA, 1557 nt
Organism: Cuscuta campestris
Lineage: Eukaryota; Viridiplantae; Streptophyta; Magnoliopsida; Solanales; Convolvulaceae
Source: the annotation of a GenBank genome assembly
CAUCGAUAGAUCCUUAAUUAAUUCGACGAUGAGUAGUAGUAGUAGUACUAGCGUGGAAGAGUGCUUGAGAUCUCUGUCCUUGGAUUACUUGAAUCUCCUCAUCAACGGCCAGGCCUUCAGCGACGUCACCUUCAGCGUGGAGGGCAGAUUGGUCCACGCCCACCGCUGCAUCUUGGCCGCCCGGAGCCUCUUCUUCCGGAGGCUCUUUCACGGCGGCCACGAUUCCCCCGACCCCGCGUCGCCGAGGAGGUCGUCGUCAUCGGCCGCGGUGAUCCCGGUGAACUCGGUGGGGUACGAGGUGUUCACGCUGAUGCUGCAGUUCAUGUACACCGGGCAGGUGUCGCUCGUGCCCCAGAAACACCAGCCCCGGCCGGACUGCCGGGAGAUCGGGUGCUGGCACAUGCAUUGCUCCUCCGCCGUCGAUCUCGCCCUCGACACUCUCUCCGCCGCUCGAUCUUUCGGCGUCGACCAGCUCGCCCUACUCACCCAGAGGCAUCUAGGAAGCAUGGUUGAGAAGGCUUCAAUGGAGGAUGUGAUGAGAGUGUUGCUAGUUUCAGCAAAACACGAAAUCCCUGAGCUUUGCAGUAUAUGUUCCCAAUUGGUUGCCAAAUCCGGGCUUCCCUCCGACCUCCUAGCCAAACAUCUCCCCAUCGAGCUCGCGGCCAAGAUCGACGAGCUCCGCCACAAGUCCUCCGCCUUACUGCCGCGCCACCGCCGCUACGACCUCGGUGGCCCCACUCUGGAGGAGCAGAGGAUCCGCCGGAUGAGGCGUGCCCUCGACUCGUCCGACGUGGAGCUCAUCAAGCUCAUGGUGAUGAGCGAAGGGCUGAAUCUGGACGGCGCACUGGCGCUGCAUUACGCCGUCCAGAACUGCAGCCGUGAGGUCGUGAAGGCACUCCUCGAGCUCGGGGUCGCCGAUGUCAAUUUCCCGGCGGGACCCGCCGGGAAGACGCCGCUCCACAUUGCGGCGGAGAUGGUUUCGCCGGAUAUGGUGGCGGUCCUGCUGGACCACCACGCGGACCCGAACGUCCCCACGGUUAAUGGGGUAACGUCUUUGGAUAUUCUCCGAACCCUAACGUCGGAUUUUCUGUUCAAAGGAGCGAUACCAGGGCUGGCCCACAUGGAGCCAAACAAGCUCCGCCUCUGCCUCGAGCUCGUCCAGUCUGCCGUCUCCGUCAUCUCCCGCGAAGAAGGUAAUGGGACCAACAGCAGCAUCACAUCGCCCACGGUCAUGUACCCACCGCCACCGCCGGCGAACGACGAUGAUCGUCACCGAAUUUGCAGCGGUGGAAACAUAACCAUGGUUAACCUCAACCACGACGAUUCGUCAGCAGCAAGAACGUUGUAUCUGAACCUCGGGGCGGCGGUGGAGAGUAGCAGUAGCAAUCAUCACAACCACAGAUCAUCGGAAAACAGUUCAGACGAACCCCCGCCGGCUACCUCAAUGUACCAUUCUCAUCACCAUCACUAUUAGUUACGGAGUAUAUUACUAGUAGCCUUUUUUAUUUUAUUUUUUACGGAGUAUUUUGGGACUUAUUAUAAAGUACUACCCUAUAU